Molecule: messenger RNA, 1124 nt
Organism: Rhipicephalus sanguineus (brown dog tick)
Lineage: Eukaryota; Metazoa; Arthropoda; Arachnida; Ixodida; Ixodidae
Product: dnaJ protein homolog 1
Exons: 2
Coding region: 50-961 (303 amino acids)
Biological process (GO): negative regulation of transcription by RNA polymerase II
Cellular component (GO): cytosol
Molecular function (GO): protein-folding chaperone binding
Source: RefSeq, a predicted model, not a curated record
AGUGUCGCCUCCGGCCCUGUGCUGGCGUGAACGUUAACACCGCACGACGAUGGCGGAUAAGGACUACUACAGGCUACUGGGCGUCAGCAAGAACGCCACCGAGGAGGACAUCAAGAAGGCCUACCGUCGACUGGCGUUGCGCUAUCACCCGGACAAGAAUCGAGCGCCGGGCGCGUCGGAGAGGUUCAAGGAGAUCACCGAGGCCUACAACGUGCUGCGCGACAAGAAGACGCGCGAAGAGUACGACAGGAGCGUCGAGGAAGGCGGGAAGGCGAGAUUCGGCGGCCAUCGCGCACACACCCGGCAGUGGGCCGACCCGUUCAACAUCGGCUCGUGUGGACGGCCCAAGCCCACUUCCACGGGGCCCUUCUCGUUCGGCGGAGACCUGUUCCACAACAUUCAUUUCGACACUGCGGCCAAGGCGCGAAGCAACAACUCAUACCGUUCCCUCGUGCAGGACCGCGAAAUCCGCCACGACCUCAGCCUGACAUUGGAGGAAGUCUUUCGAGGUUGCGUCAAGAAGAUGAAGGUCACCCGCAACGUGACCUCCUCCGACGGCCGCUCGCAGUGCCGCGAGCAGAAGGUCCUCACCAUCAACGUCAAGCCGGGCUGGAAGGCGGGUACGAAGAUACGAUUCGAACGCGAGGGGGACCGGCUGCCAGGACGCGUGCCAGCCGACAUCGUGUUCGUGGUCCGCGACAAGCCGCACGAGCUGUUCAAGAGGAACGGCGCCGACGUGCACUACGUGGCCAGGAUAAGCCUAACGGACUCCCUGCGCGGCCUUGAAGUGAACGUGCCCACGCUUACGGGCGGUGUGGUGCCGCUCAACCUAAAGGGCCCCAUCUACCCGUCGGCCACGAAACGCAUCCGCAACGAAGGCCUGCCGCAUCCGAAGGACCCGACCAAACGCGGGGACCUUGUGGUCAGCUUCGACAUCAUUUACCCCGAUACGCCGAAGUAGACGGCUCGAACAACGGGCGUUGCGUCACACCACCGAAAUUCGAACACGGUGUCGCACGGGGGUGAGGCUAGUAUGUCCGGAGCGCAAGGGUCCUGGCGUACUGUUGUGCCCGGAGACGCUUCAAUGUCUUACCUCCGUCAAUGUGUAAUAAGAGUACCUGACG